This is a messenger RNA of Cylas formicarius (sweet potato weevil), 4483 nucleotides long. Its product is annotated as hemicentin-2-like. The record is from RefSeq and is a predicted model, not a curated record. Gene Ontology annotation, biological process: synapse organization. Bases 399 to 1322 code for a protein of 307 amino acids. Lineage: Eukaryota; Metazoa; Arthropoda; Insecta; Coleoptera; Brentidae. The transcript has 5 exons. Gene Ontology annotation, cellular component: neuron projection membrane.
CUUUGAUGGUGUGCAUCGUUUCCACGGACGUCCGACGAUCAGAGUUCGCGCGGUUUUGUCAUGUGACCACCAGCUCGUUAUCAAAUUGACAUCUCGAAAAGUUUGUGGGUGCAAAAAGUCGACAGCGUCCAUUUUCCACACGGAUUUAACUGUUGCCGUUUAGGUCUUCGCAAAUUUUCGAAACGAGAAAAAGCAAUACCAACUAGCCGAAAGUCUGGAAAUCAGAGCUUAAAUGCGCCGGAUACGUUAGUUGUUCUCGCAUUAAAUUUCGUACGUUUGUGUCGGGGAAAUAAGUCGCCUGGCAAAUGCCGUAAUUUGAAUAUGAAUCACGACACUCUAUUAAGCUCGUUAAGUGAAGUGCAGUGAAUUUAGAAAAAAACAGAGUCGCAGCUUUCAAGAUGAAAAUCGUCGCCCCAGUCGCCAGAAGAACAUCAACCACGUUUAUAGUCUUCACCUCGUGGAUGUUGAUUUUCCUCGAACUUAGUACAGUGUUUUCCGGGGGAGAAGCGGCCCAUACGGCAGUGAAAAGAUUCACCGGCUUAUACACAGGGCCGUACUUCGAUCCGACGACCACUACCAACAUAACAACGCAAUUAGGUACGCACGCUUACUUACCGUGCAAAGUGAAACAGCUGGGAAACAAAUCGGUGUCUUGGAUCAGAAAGAGGGACGCCCACAUCCUCACCGUAGAUAGGUUCACUUUUAUAGCGGACGAUAGAUUUCAAGCGUUUUUGGUGGAAAACACAGAUACCUGGACACUGCAAGUGAAAUACGUCCAAGCCAGAGAUGCCGGCGAAUAUGAAUGCCAAGUCAGCACCGAGCCAAAAAUGAGCCACUUCAUUACUCUAAACGUAGUUGUCCCGAAAAUCGAAAUAUUAGGAGAAUCGGACAUAUUCGUCAAGACCGGUAGUACCGUUCAGCUGAAAUGCGUGAUUACCCAAUCGUUGGAAGAGCCAGCGUAUAUAUUCUGGUACCACGAUGGGAAUAGGGUUCUCAAAUACGAGGAAAACGCCAUCGACAUUAAAAUUGAGAGAGAAGCGACUCAAACCACGGUCAGCACGCUGGUCAUUUACAAUACAAGAUCAGAAGAUUCAGGAAACUACACAUGCAGUCCUUCAAAUUUAGACUCGGCAUCGGUACUUUUGCACGUUUUGAAUGGAGAACAUCCUGCUGCGAUGCAGAGAGGGAAGAAUUCAGCAUCGCCUAUCCCAGCUUGGUCCCAUUUGUCAAUGGGGCUGGGCUUAGCAGCCUGCACCCCACCUAGGUUUGCCAUUGCGGUUGCUCUAAGCCUAGCAGCUUUAAGCGAACUGCUGGCUUGCUAAGAACGUCGUAAAAGAAACGAAUGUUUUUAUAAAAAUUGUAAUUCGUUUUGUUUCCAGAGUGGUCAAAAAGGAAUUGUACGUUUUAUACGAUAAGGUUAGUGGUUUUCUUUGAGUCGCCAAAUGAGUUGAAACGUUUGUUUUUACGUGUAAAUUGUAUAUUUUCCAAUUGAACUAAAUGCCAAUCGAAAUCAACAUUAGAUUCUUGUUAGGAGAUUUGUAAGCGUGCUAUAAAUUGGUCGACGCCAUCUUGAACAUGGUUACGCGUUAUAGUAAGGUUUUAAUUACGUGUAUUUAUUUAUGUAUUUACUAACAGGGUAGUUUUAUAGAAUUGUUUUUAUUAACGAAAAGGCAAUUUAAGAUAUUUGCUGGUACCACACUUUCUUAGCUGGGCUCAAGUAAUUUGUGAUAAAUACGUCAUUUUGAAGAUGACUCGUAAUUAAAUAACGUCACGUGCUACAUUUGGUAGUUCGAUUGUUUUGCAUUAUUUUCCCUAAUAUACGAUUUUGAACAAAUCGAGAUUUUCGCAGGAAGCACGUCCCAAAAACUUUUCUACAUAUCAUUUCAAUAGCCCCUAUCAAGUCCAUAGCCGGAUUUAACGGUAAUUAAUAAGAAACUUAUUGCUCCAAACUAAUAAGUGACAAUAAUCAAUCUCAAACACGACAUACAAGCAAACGUUCAAUAGAAAUAAAUCAAAAUUAUAUAUUUCGGUAAAUAUGCGUUUAUAAACUUAAAGUUUUUAAUCGUAAGACCUAUAGUGCUAGCAAUAGUAGCAAUUUUUUUUGAACACUCUGCAGCAUUAUCAAUUUGUUGACGUUUUUAAACUAGAUUUUAUAUUAUGAAACGUAACUCACACUUAAACGAUGUCGAGUAGUGAUACUUACGAUUUUCGACACCAACAGUGUCAGCUUUCAUAGACUACUUCCAUUGUCAGCAAAAUAUAAUAACUUGAUGUGGUUUAUUUUAUUUCAUAUCGAUAUAUUUUUUUUUGUUUUAAAGUUGCAAAAAAGUGAUUUGCACAUUUUUCAGGCACCUUUUAGGGCAGAAUAGAAGGGCCUUCAAUAUUUUUGUUCGUUUUGUGAUUAUAAAAUAAUAUUAAGGACUAAUUAAAAUAAGAAUUAUUUUUCAGGGCAAGUUUACAUCGUUUCAAAUAGAUUGGAGGAGUUGCAUAUUAAAAAAAAUCACCCUUAUUCACAUCCCAACAAAAAGUACCUGAAAAGUGUGCAUAUGUCUUUAAUGGAACUUGUAAAACUGAAAUCUGGUAUGGAAACAUGCAUAUAUUGAUCAAUGUUUCCUCCAUUGCAGUCAACCGUCACAAAAACUCCACAGAAUCCACAAAUACCUAAUCGUUCCCUUGAGAUAUAAUAUUGUUCAACACACCAUUAUGACAUUUUUCAACAGGUUCUGCCGUGACUAUUUUGAUCUUCUAGCUGUUGCGCCCAUGUUUAAAGUCGCAUUGUCCAGUAGAGCUCAGUUUUUAUUUUUUUACGGGACAAACUUUUGAUAAUAACUUUUAGCUGAUUACUAUCAGUAAAAUUUUAUUUCCAAGUCUGGUUACGUACGAGGAUAAAUUGAAAAUUUUAGGAAAAAAAACAGAAUGUAAGCCCUUGGCUCAACGAUACUAUUCUAACUAUUCAAAAUAUUCUUUGGUGGCAACAACCAAAUCUUUAUUUGAUUCGUACUUCUUUCAAGCAUGACGUUUUUCCAAGGUUGGAAAUAAAGCAUGGCGUUCCAACUGAAACGGCAAUUUUAUUUUUCAUUGUUUAUCCGCGUCGGUUUUCUUGAAUUUUGUUUGAAACCUAAAUUCUUACGGGCUUUUUCCUAACAAGUUCUCAGUGUUUCGACUGCUGCUUCAAUUUUGGUGCACAGGGUGAACAAAUUUAGCUAAUAAAAGCUAUGGAAUAAUUGGUUUCGCUUAAUGUCGAUACCUUUUUUUUGUUUGCAAAAAGGUUUUUGCACAUUUUUCAGGUACAUUUUCAAGUGGAAUGGAAUUGCCUUCAAGGAUAUUGGAUAUCCUUGUUCAUUUUUUGAUUAUAAAAUAAUUUUGAGCACUACUUAAAAUGGAUUAUUUUUCAGUACAUAUUUAUGUUGUUGAAAACAGCAUGGAGAAGAUGCAAAUUAACAUAGCAACAAAAAUAUAAGUUUGUUAAGGCCGUUGAAUUCUAAAAAAAAGUACUUGGAAAGUGUGUAAAUAUCAACACACUUAUCUAUGGAUUCGAUCUAGAACCAAUAUCGUUUAAUUUCCUUAUAACAUUAGUACCUGAUAAGUCAUCUUUGGAGGUAAAUUUAAAUUAAUGAUCGAUGCCGGCAGAUAUUAAAUUAUUUACGCGCUAUAAAGGCAUCCUCAAACUUCGUUCACCUCAACAGCCUUCGGUUUACAAGGCAAAGGUGUGUUCUUUAAUAGCCUAAAACCGGCACUUAAUGUUCGACCGCUUUAUAAUUUGUUUCAAAAUACAGGUAGUAGAGGUAUAUUGAAGCAGGACUUCAAGAUUCGAUAGUACUUUAAAAAAAAUAUGUUUGUUCAUAUUAACAAUACAAUCGACUAUGAAGUUUCUGUGUAUAAAUGUGCUAUAUGUGUGAGUUACGAUCAAAAUCAAAAUGUUACUUAUAUACCGUCGAUCACAAUUAAAUGUUAAAAACAAUUAAACGAAAAAUAUCAACGUACUUGUUUUAAAAUUGUCACACCUGGGGUGCUAACAACUUUGCUAAUAUGUAUGUAUAAAAUAUUAGUGUUAUGUUUGUACAUAAUUUGUGAUUAACAUAUUUUUUAAAAUGAGGACGCUUAUAUCGUGAGCACACAGAAAACUUUUAAGGUGUGAUUAUACUAGAUACAUAUAGUAAUCAAUGUAAAAGGAUUUGUCAUUGAAUAAAAUCUUUCCGAGCUGUAUAAAGUAUUUUGCCGUAAACUGAUUUAAAAAGGAAUUUUGUUUUACGAAUUCCAGGCGAUUGUUACGUUUUUAUUGCUGUUUAUUUAACGAAUAAAAAACGACAUAAUAUUAAUGUAUAAAUCUAGCAUUCAUAUUUCAAGACAAAAAAAAUGUUCUGCGGUUACUGAAAUCUGAAUUAGCCAUAGUAUUUUAUCCUUUCGUGUCCAUUUCAUUGGUGUAUAUUAGAUAGGAGCAGAAUGUAAUCCAUCUUUAUGUUUAAAUAUAUCGUUAAAAUAA